UGCAAACAAGUUCUCUGACGCCUCCACCAAGAUCUCAAGCACCUCAUCUCCUUCUCCCUCUCCGGCUCUUUCUCUUCCUCUGUGCCGAUCACAACCCGCACCUGGAAGACUACUAAACUGCAGGUGGGCUUCUGCCCAUUUUUUCAGGUGACCCAUUUGUGCUUGUGGCAAUCCGAGCGGGGGUCCUGCAUUUCCCCGCCCCACCUCCAUGUGUGGCAUCCAUCACGCUGCCCACGAUGGGAAAUGGGAUGCAGGAAUGGGUGGACCAUUCUGCUGAUGCUAUGGGGCCGGGUCUCUUCCUGAGGAGUUGAGGCGGGUGGGAAGAGAAACACGCAGCCUCUGGCGCCCGAGAACAGCAGGUCUCCAGCUUCUGCUGCUUUCUGUGCCGCCUCUGCUGCUUCCUCUUCCUUAGAUACCAAGUUAGCAACGCUAAACCAAUCCAGAGCCCCCCCCGCCUUCUCCCCCCUCCGCUCUCUAGGCUUCUCUCUCCAGCUCAGCUUUGCUUUCUCAGCCAUGAAGACCCAGAAACUGGGACAUCUCUUGCUCGGCUGCUGCUUCCUCCUCCUCCUCCUGCUGCUGCUGCUUCUGGGGCUGGCAGGAGCUGAACAGCACACUUUUGAUGUGACCAUUUGGCCGAAAAACCCUGUGGUGGUGCAUGGUGGGUCUCUCUGGCUGAACUGCAGUGCCAGCUGUCAGGAAACAGAUGCCAGGGGGAGCUUGGAGACAUCUCUGAUCAAGGAGAAGAGAGACAAUGGGACCGGCUGGGCAGCCUUCCAGCUUGUGAACAUCACGGAGUGGGCGCCCACUGCAGAGUGCUCCUUCAGCUGUUACGGAAAGCACAGAUCUGUGCAUGCAAACAUCACGGUGUAUCAGAUUCCAGAGCAGGUAGUGUUGGAUCCAUUGCCAGUGAUGGAGGUGGGUAAGGAAUAUAACUUGACCUGCCGGGUUUUCAGCGUUGCCCCCGUCCAGAACCUCACUGUGACCCUGCAUAAAGGGAAGGAGGAGCUGUAUGUCAAGACCUUUGAGGACCACAGUGACAAUGAAGCCAGUGAUGUUGUGGUGACUCACACCAUAGCUGCUCAGCAGGACGAGCAUGGGGAGGAAGUCACCUGCCAUGCAGCCCUGGACCUGAGGCCGGAAGGGCCCUUCUUGGAGAAGGCGGCCUUCAUCAAGGUCCUAAAGGUCUUUGGUUUCCCUGAGCCUUCCUUGAAGAUCUUUCCAUCUCAGACUCUUGUGAAUGAUUCUGUGACCAUUAUAUGCAAUUCUUCUGAUACUAAACCACCCGGCAUUUCUCUUCAAACCAAAAUUGCUUCUGGAAGGACCCUGGUGUCUGGCAACCAGCUCUCUCUGCAGUCCACCCUUACAGCUGAGAAGGAAGAUAAUGAGAGGGAAUUCAUAUGUGAAGCAGAAUGGGGGAUUGGUGGUGAGACCAUCCUUAAGCAGACGUCUGCCAAUCUUACUGUCUUCUAUGUGCCGGAAAUGGAUGAGUCCACUUGUCCCAGCAACCAUACGUGGGUAGAGGGGACACACCAAACCCUCCACUGCCUGGCUGAGGGGAACCCCAAGCCAACUGUGGCUUGCUCCAAAGAAGGUGUGGCUCACAACAUGGAAAAAGAGGAACGGGUUAACCAGACCCAAACCGGCGUCUAUAACUGCACUGCCACUAAUGAGCUCGGCUCCAUCACCAGAACAGUCACCAUCUAUGUGGAAUACGGGCCUCAGCUGAGUGAGUCUGACUGCCCAAGUAACCAAACUUGGGUUGAAGGCAGCCAACUGGAUUUCAUUUGCCAAGCUCAUGGGAUCCCAGUUCCAGAUGUUUCCUGCAUGAAAGAUGGUAAAGUGUACAAUUCCAACAAAUUGCAGAACAUCACACAAAGCCAUGCUGGUGUUUAUCACUGCAAUGCUACCAAUGCACAUGGAUCAAGCAGCAAGAUGGUCACAAGCAGAGUUGAGUAUGGACCUGAGAUGAAUGAUUUGAGUUGCCCCCAUAGCUGGAUCUGGACAUCAGGGACAGAGCAAAUGUUCAUCUGCUCUGCUGGGGGAGACCCAGAGCCAACCAUUGAGUGCAUUAAGGAUGGUGUGACGUACAGCCCUGGGCAUCUCCAGAGUGUCACCAGAGACUAUGCCGGCACUUACCUCUGCACAGCCACAAAUGUGCAUGGCUCCAGCACCAGAGCUGUGAGCAUUCAAGUGGAGUAUAAACCAGAAAUGGAUGAAUCUAGCUGUCCAAGUAACUGGAUCUUGGUGGAGGGGGCACUGCCCUCCUUUAUCUGUAAAGCUGAGGGGAUUCCGCCUCCAGAGGUUACAUGCACCAAAGAUGGCAUGACAUACUACCUUAGCCAAGGACAAGGGAUCCCACUCUACAAUGGAACCUUCUGGUGCAAUGCCACAAACCGGCUUGGGACAGUGGCUAAGGCAGUUGUGGUUACAGUGGAAACCAAACCUAAAAUGGAUGAGUCCAGCUGCCCAAGCAACCAGACCUGGCUUGAGGGAGCUUUGCAUUCACUGGCCUGUGAAGCCAACGGGACUCCCACCCCGCUGGUCAUUUGUGCCAAGGAGGGAGGCAUUGAGGAGUUCUACAGAGAACGGAAUGUCAGCAGGAAUGACUCUGGCAUCUACCAAUGCAAGGCCACCAAUGGCCACGGAACUGAGAGAUGGUUGGUGAAUGUGCAAGUGGAAUACAGGCCUGUUAUCUCCAUUCUGGCUGUCAGUGGUACCUUACCCAUCAGAAGGGGAGAAAACUUUACCAUCACCUGCCAGGCGGAUGGGUCUCCAGCUGCCAGCUACUCCUGGAAGGUGCCUCAGGCCUCCAACCUCAACUACGGUGGCAACAACAGCACAGUGACUGUUGCCAGCGCAGAUGGACAGAACAGUGGUGUGUAUGAGUGCACAGCCAGCAACAAGCAUGGGCAGCAGCACAGCCAGGUGGAGAUCAAGGUGGAAGAUCAUUGGCUUUACAUUAUUGCUGUCAUAGCAAUUGCUGCUGCCACCAUGUUGGUCCUGGGAGGAAUGGCUGGGGUCAUUUACUACCUCAAAUCCACAGCCUGUAAAAAAGGAGAGUACAAUGUCCGUGAUGCAGAGAAUUCCACCGAAGCUACUUGCCUAAACCGUGAGAGGACCUGUGAUGGUGACAUCUAUGGUAUACAGCUCACCAGAACCUGAACAAGUCUCUGGACAGGUACCUCAGGCCUUGCCUGCUGAGACACAGCCAGAGAGGGAUCGGUAAAAGACACCUUUCCUGUACAACCACCAGACUUCUAUCACCAUCUCUGUCUCUGAAGGAAGGGGUCAUACACUGGAUUAUACAGUGCUCUGCUUCACUGUGGAGUUGCUGAACAGCCCAUUGAGAGAGACACCAUUGAGGGUUGUCAGGGUGGAGAGCCAGUUUUUGUGCCCCAUGGUUAGGGUGCCAGCCAGACAUUUUGCAUGGCACUCUCCUACAUGGGUUUAUCCAUCUUCCUCCUCCCAGAUUCUCUGUUGCUCCUGCUGCUGGAAAUAUGGAACUGCAUUGUCUCUUCAAAAUGGUCAAUGGUCACUGCCAUUCUUAUUUGUAGUCUGUUUAUACAUACUUCAAAUGAUUUAAGCAUUAUUCUGCUUCACUCUGGGAGGUUGCAGUUGACUGGGGCCUUGCUAAAUGGUAAAUGGCAGCUUUGGAUCACAUAUUCUUGCAUGCGGAGCAGGACUUCAUCAUUUCUACGGCAAGAUGAAGAGCACCAUUUUUUAAAGAAAGAAAGAAAGAAAGAAACAUACAGUGGUACCUCGGGUUAAGUACUUAAUUUGUUCCGGAGGUCUGUUCUUAAGCUGAAACUGUUCUUAACCUGAGGUACCACUUUAGCUAAUGGGGCCUCCUGCUGCUGCCGCGCCGCCGGAGCACGAUUUCUCUUCUCAUCCUGAAGCAAAGUUCUUAACCCGAGGUACUAUUUCUGGGUUAGUGGAGUCUGUAACCUGAAGCGUCUGUAACCUGAAGCAUAUGUAACCCGAGGUACCACUGUACUCUGAAGGUGAGGAACCUGAAAGGACAUUGAACAACUGCACUUAUAAAUCAUUGGUUACCCAGAGACUGAGUCAAACUAGAUUAAAAUACCAUGAAAAUGUGCUUAAUCUGGAUUAACAUUGUUCCAUUGUAUCGUAACCAUCAUGCUAUUUUAAUUAUACUAAAGUAAAAUCCAUUAUUUUCUGAAAAACAAUAUGAGGAAAUCUAGCCGAAUCAAAUGAUUCCCAUUUAAAUCCAUGCCUUUCAUUAAGAUAGUUUAAUUGAUCAGCAUAUGUAGGUUCAAAAGCUGAACCUUUCCCCACCCACUGGACCUAAGUAUGAUGAAAUAUAAUAAAAUCAUAGCAUUGUAGAGUUGGAAGUGACCCUGAGGGUCAUCUAGUCCAACCCCCUGCAAUGCAGGAUUCUUAGCUAAAGCCUCCAUAACAGAUGGCCAUCCCACCGUUGCUUAGAAACCUCCAAGGAAGGAGAGUCCCCCACCUUGAGGUAGUCACAUGUCACUGCUGAAAUUUGGAGGACUGAAGCCCGAAGCUCAGGGAUGGGAGACCCCCAAGGAAGCCCACUUUGAGCUCCCCAGAAGAAAGGUGGGGUUUCAGGGUGUAAGAGAUGCUUAUGGCUGAGUUUCUGUUGAGAAAUCUGCCUAGAAGUUUGAAAAGGAGACCUUCCUCAGGGUGCUUCCAUUUAAAGAUCAAACUAUGCAUGAUGGCAGGUGUCAUGGCUAUAGGGUUGUUCUUGUUUUUAUUUGGAUUAUGUAUUUUGUGCUUUUAUAUUGUGAUUUUAUUCUGUGAACUGCCCUGAGACCUCCAGGGAUAGGGCAGUAUACAGAUUUAAUAAAUAAAUAAAUGCUUUUUUAGUCACA
Molecule: messenger RNA, 4850 nt
Organism: Podarcis raffonei (Aeolian wall lizard)
Lineage: Eukaryota; Metazoa; Chordata; Lepidosauria; Squamata; Lacertidae
Gene: ICAM5
Product: intercellular adhesion molecule 5
Exons: 11
Coding region: 514-3162 (882 amino acids)
Biological process (GO): cell-cell adhesion
Cellular component (GO): membrane
Molecular function (GO): integrin binding
Source: RefSeq, a predicted model, not a curated record